This is a messenger RNA of Aureococcus anophagefferens, 984 nucleotides long. RefSeq lists its product as hypothetical. Gene Ontology annotation, biological process: phosphocreatine biosynthetic process. The annotation marks the transcript as partial. NCBI's taxonomy places the organism in Eukaryota, Pelagophyceae, Pelagomonadales, Pelagomonadaceae. The transcript has a single exon. The record is from RefSeq and is a predicted model, not a curated record. Gene Ontology annotation, molecular function: creatine kinase activity.
ACGUUCUACGGGUGCAUCCGCACGGGCGUCGACAACCCGGACAGCGGCAUGGGCUGCUACGCGAUGACUCCCACGGACUACUCGACGUUCGCGCCGUUCUUCAAGCAGGUCAUCGGCGACUACCACAAGAACGACCCGGCGUACAGCGAGAAGCACGUCAACGACUGGGACGCGUCGGGCGUCGGCGAGGGCGGCGUCCUCGACCUCCAGAAGCUCGGCCUCGCCGAGGAGCUCUCCAUGCGCGUCCGCGUGGGCCGGAACCUCAGCGGCAUCCCGCUGCCCGGCGCCAUGACCAAGGAGGACCGCAUCGCCUUCGAGAUCAAGAUGGGCGGCGCCUUCGAGGCCGUCAAGGCCAAGUUCGGCGGCGCGGUCUACUCCAUCAGCCCGGACCUCGGCGACGGCGUCGCGCACCCGAACAAGAUUGACGACGCCAAGUACGAGGAGCUCGUCAAGGCCCACGUCAUGUUCAAGGACAUGGACGCGGACCCCUACCUCAAGUCCGCGGGCAUCUCCUCCGACUGGCCCUACGGCCGCGGCUGCUGGCAGUCGGACGACAAGAAGAAGAUCAUCUGGUUCGGCGAGGAGGACCAGCUCCGCAUCAUGGUCAUGAAGAAGGGCUUCCUCCUCAACGAGGUCUUCGACGAGCUCAAGGAGCUCCUGGACGCCGUCGAGUCCAUCGACGGCAUCUCCUUCGCCAAGGACGACACCUACGGCUACGUGACGUCGUGCCCGACGAACCUGGGCACGGGCAUGCGCGCGUCCGUCCACGUGAAGAUCCCCAACCUCACCAAGGACGGCACGGACACCAAGGCCAAGGAGAUCGCGGGGCCCCUGGGCCUCAGCGUCCGCGGCACGGGCGGCGAGCACACGCCCAUCGGCUCCGACGGCACCGUCGACAUCUCGCCGCGCGCGCGCCUCUUCAUCAAGGAGUGCGAGAUCAUCCAGGCCCUCUACGACGGCCUCGAGAAGCUCCUCGCCGCCGAG